UUCCUUACAUCGCAUAAACUAAUACACCUAUAAAUAGGUUACAGUUGAACGAUCCCCUCUCUGAGAGCAAGCACCCCCCAAAUGCCAUUUCCGCUCUCUCUCACCCCUCUCUGAGAGAGCUUCCGCCAAAUCCCUUUUGCUCUCUCUCUCUCUCUCGCCUCCCCCUUGCUCCCUUCGUCUCCCCUGGGUUUAGGGUUUUGGGUGUUCUUCUUGGCGGGAAAAGGUGACAGGAAAUUAGAGGAGUUUCAAAGUCACAUAAGUUUCAAUGGGCAGUGGGGAGGUAACUACACCAACUGAAACUCAGAAGUCAACUUCAACACAGGAAAAGCCUCCUAGCAGUCCUGCUGUGGUUUAUCCUGAUUGGGCUUCAUUUCAGGCAUAUUAUAAUGCUACCGGGACUCCUAUGCCCCCUCCUGGGUUUCUCCAUUCUCCUGUGGCAUUGAGUCCACAAGGGCAUCCAUAUUUGUGGGGUCCACAGAUGCUUCCUUCAUAUGGCACUCCACCACCAUAUGUUGCUAUGUAUCCACAUGGAGGUCUCUAUCCUCAUCCAUCCAUUCCCCCGGGAUCUUAUCCGUACAGCCCUUUUGCAACGCCAUCAUCUAAUGGGACUGCAGAAGCUUCUGUUGCUGGAGCUAGUGGUGCAGAAACAGAUGGCAAGUUGCAUGCAGGUAAACAAAGGAGUCCUUUAAAGAAGUCCAGAGGAAGCUUAGGAAGUCUGAAUAUGCUUACAGGCAAGGUUAAUGAUACCAGACAUGCAUCUGGUGCAUCUGCAAAUGGUGCCUUUUCACAAAGUGGUGAGAGUGGAAGUGAAGUUUCAAGCGAAGGAAGUGAUGCAGAUUCUCAAAAUGGUUCCCAGCAAAGGCAUGGUUCUGAACAUGGUUCAGGCAAUGAGGGAGCCAACAAAGCCAGUGGCGCUCGAACUACAUCAAAUGAAGUUACACAAACACUACCUACACCGGCUGUAUUAAACGCAACUGUGCCAUUUGUGGCGAUCCCACCAGGUGGCCUUGCUGGUCCGGCCACCACGCUGAAUAUUGGGAUGGACUAUUGGGGAGGGCCUGCUCCAAUUUCUGCAGUCCGAGGCAAACUCUCUGCUGCCUCAUCCACAGCACUCUUGGUUCCAUCUAGUCAUGAAGGUUCACGUGACAGAGUUCCACCUGAUUGUUCAAAACAGGAUGAAAGAGAACUUAAGAGGCAAAAACGAAAACAAUCUAACAGGGAAUCUGCACGCCGCUCCCGAUUACGUAAGCAGGCUGAAUAUGAAGAACUGACCAAUCAUGCAGAAACUCUGAAAGAGGAAAAUAAUUUGCUAAAAGAAGAAUUGGAGCGUAUGCAGGUGGAGUGCCGUAAAAUGACAUCAGAGAAUGCCACUCUUACUGAAAAACUUAAAAUACAUUGGGGCAAGGAAUCUAGAGAAGAUGAACAAGUUGAUCCAGUUAAUGGCGGUGGCUGAAAGCUGGUAAUUUAAUACAAUCCACAAUCAUGUACAAUGUGGCUUAAUAGGGUCAUUAUAUUGAGGAACACGGGCAAUUGCUGACAGUUUUCUAACAGAAGGUGCUAAUAAGUGUCUCAUCUGAUUGAUGUGGAAGGUCAGGCAGGAUUUUGGUCCAUCCACUGUAAUUUUUUUAUGUUAAUCUCAAGCUCAUUGUAACAAAUAUAUAAUCUUGUUGGAGCCCGCUAACUUUUCAUGGCACUAUAUCUUCAUCAUUAACCUUGGUGAAAAGUGGACUAUGAUGGACCAUAGGAGGUAUCUAACAUGUAGUGAUGCAUCAAAAUUUUCAUGAUGUGUCCAAUCUAGAAGAAAUGCUAAUAUGUACACCAGAACUAAAUUGUUUGUACAAUUUUAACUAUAUGAUUAUUAGUUGUCUUUUCUUUGAAGCUA
This is a messenger RNA of Elaeis guineensis (African oil palm), 1882 nucleotides long. The record is from RefSeq and is a predicted model, not a curated record. NCBI's taxonomy places the organism in Eukaryota, Viridiplantae, Streptophyta, Magnoliopsida, Arecales, Arecaceae.